Messenger RNA from Coniophora puteana RWD-64-598 SS2, 1033 nucleotides. RefSeq lists its product as uncharacterized. Gene Ontology annotation, molecular function: oxidoreductase activity; nucleoside transmembrane transporter activity; symporter activity. The coding region runs from base 135 to 1010 and encodes 291 amino acids. The transcript has 7 exons. NCBI's taxonomy places the organism in Eukaryota, Fungi, Basidiomycota, Agaricomycetes, Boletales, Coniophoraceae. Gene Ontology annotation, biological process: nucleoside transmembrane transport. Gene Ontology annotation, cellular component: membrane. The record is from RefSeq and is a predicted model, not a curated record.
GGCCGAGCAGAUAGUCCAUGUGGAGCGGCUGAUUUAGCUAGCAUCCGUCAAUCAACCGCGUCGAAGCAUGAUCACUGUUUAGUAGAGGAGCAUUGAAGGAAUUAAUCUGCAUUCUUCAAGUUCUCUUAGGCCAUAUGGGAUACGGGUUCGAGGUUGGUAUUCCGGGAAUAGUAGUCGAAGGUCUUGCUAUGGCGAAGGGCGCGUCUCUCGCCGUCAAUGGCGUCAACGGCGCUGCAAACGGUUUUUCUCGCGAGACGACAGUAUUCGACAUUAUCGCGCGUGUCCUGAAGGAUGACGCACUCCACGACGACCACAUUUGCGAGCACGCUUCCAAGUGGACGGUUAACCUGUUUAAUGCCGACCUGUGGCGCAAGAUUGAGGAGCUCAUGCACCUCGUCACCUCAUUCCUCAUUCUCGCGCCCAACAUCACACCCCUCACACGGCGCUCGCAAGAGCUCUUCCUUGCUCACGCUUCGCCAUCUUCCUCGGGACCUACUCCAUGUUCGACCGCCCGCCGCUCACCGUCGCCGAGUUUUCCCGGUCCGCCUCUACCAAGGCCGCUGCGUCCACUGCCCAAGCCCAAGACGUUCGUGUGCGUGUUCUACACCGACCUCGGUCUGCUGCAGACCUAUGCGGAGACAGUCGCCGCUCAGAUAAGGGUGCAGUUUGAGGAUGGCGAGUCCGCGUGUCUCGUGAAGUUGUCCCUCGAGCUCAUGACUCGCUCGGAGCUGCACCUCGUCAUGAUGUUGGGCUUCUUGAUGAUGUCGGGCUCCGUCCUGAGCAUGUACGUCUCCAUGGGCGUCCCCAUGCAGACCCUCACCACCUCGGCAGUGAGCAUGUCGGUGGUGACCGCGAUCAGCAAGCUGUGCAUGCCCGAGGUAGACGAGCCCGCCAUGCACGGGCAGGUCAUCAUUGGCUGCGGCUCAGCAGAUGAUAAAGACAGGCUGUCAAACACGUCGGAUAUAUUUUCCGAGGAGCACAUAGGCGGUAGCGUUACCUACGUUGGUUGAUGAUAAUGAUAAUUGUUUCGACU